This is a messenger RNA of Elaeis guineensis (African oil palm), 414 nucleotides long. The record is from RefSeq and is a predicted model, not a curated record. NCBI's taxonomy places the organism in Eukaryota, Viridiplantae, Streptophyta, Magnoliopsida, Arecales, Arecaceae.
AUGGAUCCGAUAAUGGAAGCGGUGCUGUGGCAUGGAAGCAGUGCUGCGGCAUGGAGGUGGUGCUAUAUGGUAGGAGAAGAAGGGGGCAGGGGGAGGCGGGGGGAAGAAGGGGGGAGGAAGAACAAGGGCAGGUUAGCCGGGGGCUCGGGGAGUCAGCCAGGGGGAGGCGGGUCGGGGGCUCAGGGAGGCAGCCGGGGGCUUGGGGAGGUAGCCGGGGGAGGUGGCCAGGGGUUCGGGGAAGUCAGAUCUAGCAGCACGGCAAGGAAAAAUGGGGAUCGAAGGCAGGGUAAAGAGGGGGAUGUUGGGGGGGGAGAAGGGGAAGGUGGUGGGGGGUCCGAUCUGACAAGGGGAGGGACGGAGAAGGAAAAAGGAGACCAAGCAGCAGGACGCCGGCUCUGGGAGAUAGCCAGAUAG